AUGUCCCAAGAGGAAACGGAGGACGCUACCACCGCUUCUGAUGAAGAGUUAUCAGAAAGGUCAAUUUCUACCUUAGACACAUCCGAAGCGAAAGCAGAACAUUGUAUGUCCGACUCAGUGGUGACUAUUGAUUAUGAUGAAGCCACGCUCAGAUCACAAGAUGUCGCCGAUGAACAUAGUAAUACACCUGUAAUUGGAACAAAUGAAUACCAGAGUAUAGCCCUUGACCUCAGCAAAGGGAAAUCUGCUGCCUGUGGCGUGAGUUCAAAAGAUUCUCUUCUGUCAUUCUCUCAGAAUAUCAAAUUUUAUAGCCCAACAAAGCAGAUGGAUAUUUCUAAUUUGAAUAUUGAGGAAUCUAAACAAUCAGACGCCACUAAAUGUGCGAAGCAUAAUUUGCCUUUUAAAAAGCGGAUUCUCUCUGGCGAAGGAUUUGCANGGUUGCCAGGAUUCACCCCACCUAGGUUGCCAGGAUUCACCCCACCUAGGUUGCCAGGAUUCACCCCACCUAGGUUGCCAGGAUUCACCCCACCUAGGUUGCCAGGAUUCACCCCACCUAGGUUGCCAGGAUUCACCCCACCUAGGUUGCCAGGAUUCACCCCACCUAGGUUGCCAGGAUUCACCCCACCUAGGUUGCCAGGAUUCACCCCACCUAGGUUGCCAGGAUUCACCCCACCUAGGUUGCCAGGAUUCACCCCACCUAGGUUGCCAGGAUUCACCCCACCUAGGUUGCCAGGAUUCACCCCACCUAGGUUGCCAGGAUUCACCCCACCUAGGUUGCCAGGAUUCACCCCACCUAGGUUGCCAGGAUUCACCCCACCUAGGUUGCCAGGAUUCACCCCACCUAGGUUGCCAGGAUUCACCCCACCUAGGUUGCCAGGAUUCACCCCACCUAGGUUGCCAGGAUUCACCCCACCUAGGUUGCCAGGAUUCACCCCACCUAGGUUGCCAGGAUUCACCCCACCUAGGUUGCCAGGAUUCACCCCACCUAGGUUGCCAGGAUUCACCCCACCUAGGUUGCCAGGAUUCACCCCACCUAGGUUGCCAGGAUUCACCCCACCUAGGUUGCCAGGAUUCACCCCACCUAGGUUGCCAGGAUUCACCCCACCUAGGUUGCCAGGAUUCACCCCACCUAGGUUGCCAGGAUUCACCCCACCUAGGUUGCCAGGAUUCACCCCACCUAGGUUGCCAGGAUUCACCCCACCUAGGUUGCCAGGAUUCACCCCACCUAGGUUGCCAGGAUUCACCCCACCAAAGAAGCCAGGACCGAGCCCGCCGCAGGGGCCCGUAGUUAGCCCGCUGCGGAAUUUAUUGUUGGCCCCACCACUAAUCCCAAGGGUGAGCCCACGGAAAAAGUCAGGGGCGAGCUCACAGAAAAAGUCAGGGGCGAGCUCACAGAAAAAGUCAGGGGCGAGCUCACAGGAAAAGUCAGGGGUGAGCUCACAGGAAAAGUCAGGGGCGAGCUCACAGAAGAAGUCAGGGGUGAGCUCACAGGAAAAGUCAGGGGCGAGCCCACCAAUGGAUAUAUCAGACAGCCGUAGAGACUUACAACACGACCCAUCAGGGGAUCGUUCGAUGAGAGGACUAACGGAGAAACUAAUUGAAGAUUUAAUUAAAGGCAUACCAUUUCAUGCUGGAAGUUAUUCUAGUAUUAGAGUUUCAGGUCCAUUUGAUAGUGGUACUAAAACUUCUAAUUUAAACCCAGUUCCAGGUCCAUCUAACACUGUACCUAGUCUCCUAGGUACACCUGGCAGAAGUGCAACAAAAAUGUCUAAACCAGAAGCUGUCCUUAAUAUAUCUAGUGCUAAAGCAGCUGAGCCUAAAACGGAAAAUAUAUUUGAUGCUAAAGCAGCUGAGCCUAAAACUGAAAAAACAUUUGAUGCUAAAGCAGCUGAGCCUAAAACUGAAAAUACAUCUGAUGCUGAAGCAGCUGAACCUGAAACGGAAAGUACAUCUGAUUCUGAAAUUACUUCUCACAAACGAGAUUUAAUUUAA
Messenger RNA from Parasteatoda tepidariorum (common house spider), 1992 nucleotides. The record is from RefSeq and is a predicted model, not a curated record. Lineage: Eukaryota; Metazoa; Arthropoda; Arachnida; Araneae; Theridiidae.